AUGGAUUUUGAAACUUCGUUCGAGGAAUUCGUCGAGGAUAAACGGUUCAUUGCAUUAGAGGUAUCUGAUAAUGAUGACGAUUACGACACUGAUCUGACUACUGAAACGGGAGAUGAGCUCGACAGCUCGGUCAUUCCACGUAUGAGGAGCUCCAAAGCAUCUUUGAACACUACCGGUCACAGUAUACCAAGAAAGAACACCAACAAUUCAAAAAAACGAUGGUCUUUAUUGUCUAAUCAUUCUACUGUUUCAUCAUCCAAAUCAAAGAAAAGAUGGUCAGUACUUUCUUCAAGCUUUACUAGUGAGACUCACAAGGACAGGGAUCCGAGGGGCACUUCACAGCAAAAAAGAAAGUCUUUACAAAGUUACUCCAGUUUGGAUACGGUAGCCUCUAAUACUUCUCUGUCUGCUUCCUCCUCUUUGAAACGAUCAUCUACAGGGUUAUCUCUCAGGCAGCUGUUUACCAAGAUAGUUAUCAAUGAUGAAACGCCACAACCUGGAAUUGGGAUCCCAGGAGGUAAGGAAAAUCUGCCUCCAACUUCGAAUAAGAAAACUUUGCCCAUCGCACCAAUUGGUUCAGAACAAAACAGACUUAGAACGCCACUAAAGCCGCUAAAUAAUCAAGCGAGAAGAUCAACUUUACAACAACAACAGCAAUACCAGCACCAGCACCAGCAACCACAAUCUCUAGUAAAUGCGUCAUUUUCCUCAAGAAGGUCAUCAAUUUCGUCCACUGCUUCUUCCUCUAGCGCUUCUAAAUGGAAGUUCUGGAAAAAAGAUAGAAGUAUGCCACCUCCAAUGCUUCAAGCAGACCAUCAUUCCAUGAAUUCAUUUUCAGUAGUGAACCGUCGUGAUUCGGCGACACCUGUUGACCCAAGGAUUAAGGUUAAGCACAAGUCAUCCUUCUCAGAAUUCCAUAAAGCCAUUUUCAACUCAAAUACAUAUUCAGAAAGUAGUGAUACUGUCUCAUCUAUGGAAACGUCCUUAAAAACAAAAGCAUCUUCUUCGAGUUUAUCUUUGGGCGUGUUAAAGAACAGGAAUUCACAAUCAAGUUUAAAGCACAAGAGUUCACAUGCAUCUUUGCAAAAAUUCAAGAGAAACAAGGCGAAGUCUUCCAUAAUGGCACCACCCACAACAACUAGUAGUAGCAAUGAUGAUUCUUGUAGCUAUAGCUCCAAGAGUUCUACUUUGAGUCACCGGAUCUCAUUACCUGUACCGGAUCAAGUGUCCCGUGAUAAAAUACAGAAUAAACUAAGGAAUUCAAACUCGUUACUCUCACUAAACUCCACAACUUCUUCGCCCAUGAACAAAAAUGACCAUGACGAAUCGCUUUUGAGACAAAUUUUACAAAAUUGUGAUAUCAAAAAGAUUUUAAAUCCUGCAAAGGGAGAUAUAUUGCCUUUGAUUAACGAUGCAAGUCAUUUGUCGUCGAUCCAAUUAACUUCACAUAUUUGGCAAAUUGGCGAGGUGAUCUGUAAGAAAAUCGCAUUAGGCUCUAUUAAUGAUAUUACGUGGGAUACGAAAUUCUUGUCUUUACAAGAAUUGGAAAAAUACAGAAUUAUGAAGCAAAAAUUUGGCGGAAUUCCUCAAUUGUUAAAGAGUUUUGUUGUUAAAGAGGCAAAUAAUACACUGUGUUUAUAUUUACUGUUCAAAGAUCAUGGUACGCCAAUUUCGUUGAUUUCGUUGAAAAACUGGAAGCAGAUUUUAAAGAUUUUUUGGUCCUGCGUUGGUAUAAUCAAUAACUUGGAAACAAAUCUGAAAUUUGAGCAUCGAAAUUUAACGUUAGAUAAUAUUUUAAUGGAUGGUAAUGGAAACAUAACUAUUAUUGAUUUUAAAUGUAGUAGAUUGCAAACCCCUCAGGAAGACGUCUUAUGCUUACGGUUGGACCAUCCACUCUUUUUCCCGAAUGGGAAAGACAAGAACAAAAUAAAUGAAUACCAAUACCAGUUUGAGUUUGAAAUUUACCAAAGCAUGCGAAUCUUAUUGAACAUGGAUUCGAAAGUCUUUGAACCAAUGACGAAUUUAUAUUGGUUAUAUUACUUGUCACGAAUUCUAUUAAGAUUGGGUGACAGAAAACUUGGUAAAAAUGAUUCAAACAGGGACAAAUUGGCUAAAGUGGUAAGUCAUUUGGAAAUGAACUUAGCGGUUCAUAAGAGGGGAGGACAGAUAUUCAAGAGAUUAGAGGCAACGGACAUUAAAAACACAGGAGACUUGUUGAAACUAUACAAAUAA
Saccharomyces eubayanus is the source of this 2232-nucleotide messenger RNA. RefSeq names its product protein kinase ALK1 (gene ALK1). Gene Ontology annotation, biological process: mitotic cell cycle; intracellular signal transduction. NCBI's taxonomy places the organism in Eukaryota, Fungi, Ascomycota, Saccharomycetes, Saccharomycetales, Saccharomycetaceae. Bases 1 to 2232 code for a protein of 743 amino acids. The transcript has a single exon. Gene Ontology annotation, molecular function: histone H3T3 kinase activity. The record is from RefSeq and is a predicted model, not a curated record. Gene Ontology annotation, cellular component: nucleus; cytoplasm.